Molecule: messenger RNA, 1184 nt
Organism: Momordica charantia (bitter melon)
Lineage: Eukaryota; Viridiplantae; Streptophyta; Magnoliopsida; Cucurbitales; Cucurbitaceae
Cellular component (GO): nucleus
Molecular function (GO): RNA binding
Source: RefSeq, a predicted model, not a curated record
GUUAAACCCUAGCUGCUAUAUCCCUUCCCUCCCAUCUUCGCGCCUCCUCCUCUCCCUCUUAGCAGUUCAGAAGCGCCGCCCCGCCGUCCCUCCGCCGCCGCCACCCUUCCGUCUCCACCGUUCUUCUGCCCUAUCUGGUCUCAGGGUGGGAGCUCAGGACAAUUAAAAAAUGCAGUCGAUUGAAGUCUCCACUUCCAUGGAAGUGGAAGCAGUUUCAACUGAAUCGAAAGCUGUAGUUGGCGCCUUGCCACCGAAACCACAGUUUGAUCCUCUAAAGCCUCAUGAGAUGAAUGAUGGUCGAGUUCAGUUCCGAAAGGUCUCAGUUCCUCCUCACCGCUAUUCUCCUCUCAAGAAAUCAUGGAUGGAGAUUUACACCCCAGUAUAUGAGCAGAUGAAAAUCGAUAUCCGAAUGAAUCUCAAGGCCCGUAAAGUCGAACUGAAAACCAGAGCAGACACACCUGACAUCAGUAACUUGCAAAAGUGUGCAGAUUUUGUUCAUGCCUUCAUGCUCGGUUUCGAUGUGAUCGAUGCCAUUGCGCUCUUACGGGUGGACGAACUCUAUGUCGAAUCUUUUGAGAUCAAAGAUGUUAAAACUCUCCGAGGCGAGCACUUAUCCCGUGCCAUAGGUAGACUGUCUGGUAAAGCUGGUAAGACAAAGUUUGCCAUCGAAAAUGCUACAAAGACGAGGAUAGUUAUUGCAGACACCAAGAUUCACAUACUAGGAUCGUUUGCAAACAUCAAGAUUGCAAGGGAUUCUCUUUGCAGCCUCAUUUUAGGUUCCCCUGCAGGAAAAGUUUAUUCAAAACUUAGAGCAGUUACAGCCAGAUUGGCAGAAAGGUUUUGAUCUUUUAUGAUUAUAGUACCUUUUUCUGAGUUUCUCUUGAUAAAUGAUUUUGCAUACUAGUUAUUUUGAGGAGAAGAGUGUAUAACUUUGUCGAAAAGUUGUCUGAGAUACCGAUUAUUAAUCAAUCUGUCUUCACAAAAUGGGGUAUCGGGUAUUGUUUUCGGUAGUCGAUUGGGAUUGUAUGCUCGAUAUCCAUUUGGGUAUUGUUUUAAAGUGUGUUAUGAUUUUGCUUCAUUCUAAGGGAGGCUUGUAAGGAAAGAGUUGAGUUAGAUUUAUCAUUAGUCAAUUUGUUUUGUUGCUUGAAAUUCAAAAAAUCCCAUAUGCUUCAAUGGGUUUGUUA